Messenger RNA from Sus scrofa (pig), 7518 nucleotides. It is a transcript of the gene HHLA2, whose product is annotated as HHLA2 member of B7 family. NCBI's taxonomy places the organism in Eukaryota, Metazoa, Chordata, Mammalia, Artiodactyla, Suidae. Gene Ontology annotation, molecular function: signaling receptor binding. Gene Ontology annotation, biological process: negative regulation of T cell proliferation; T cell receptor signaling pathway; cellular response to lipopolysaccharide. Gene Ontology annotation, cellular component: external side of plasma membrane. The record is from RefSeq and is a predicted model, not a curated record.
UGCACAGUUCAUAGUCUACCAGGGAAUUGCCUCUUCUCUGUGGACCUUUGACCAGGGCUUGUGCUGUUGAAGGGAGGAGAGAGAGCAAUGGCGUCUACAGAAACCCUUCAAAGGCAUUGCUGAGAGCUUCCUCUCUUCCAGCGAUCCUGUUGCAAAGUCUAAGGCCAUUGUGAGUCCUCAUCCCUUCUGAUCUUCUUUUUCUUCCUGGAAGCUGAUGGAAUCUUCUUUUCCUCUAGUGUUUUGAAAUUUGAAAUGUGUUUGUUGUAGGUAUUUUCAUCUACUAUUUCUAUUCACAUGUAGAAGAGUGAAAAUGCUGCAUGAGAUGUGAUUGUGGUGCCUCUUUUGAAUGAUGUUUAAAGUAUCUUCUAUGUGUAACUAAUAUGACCUCAACAAAACAUGAAGGCACAGGCAGUACUGUCUUUCUUCUUCACUCUUAUACCAUCUCUAUGUGGAUCUCAAGAUUCCUGAAUGCAACAUUGUCUUCUACAUGCUCCAAAUGUUUCCUAACCCAACAAAGCUAAGUUUGUUUUACUCUUUUGGGGCCUGCUGGCUCUAGCUGGCUGGGUACAGUAAUUUGCUAUUGUUGUAGUAAGAAUUAAAAGCAAAUGUGUUCAUGGUGUAAAAAUCAACAGGAAUCCUUAAUUUGUAUAAUUUACAUAAUUUCCAGCAACUGUAGCAGGCCAGGAUCAGAGGAGAACUGAAACUAUUGAUCAAGUACAGAGCAAACUAGUGUUUCUAUACUUUAUACUGUUGUCAUUUCUCAUAGUUACAUUGAAUCAAACAGAUACUCAGUUAAAAAUGCAGAGACUCAAACACAGAACUUCAUGAUUUGUCUCUAAUAAUUAGACUAGCAAGGGUUUUUGAUGAAUGAUGUGGUCUGUUAAUGAUCAGGCUACUGACCAGGGAUAGUUCUUCUAGGUGGUCCCGAUAUAAUCCUUGGUAAGUGCCCAUCAUUAAUUCUUUGCAUAACUGCACUUGCUUUCAGAUACAUUCUUUUUAGCUUCCUUCAGUCCUCUUAGUACUAUGAGUGAGCAAGUAGUCAUUGGAAGACUUGAUGAAGACGUAAUUCUCCCUUGUUCCUUUGAGAGUGGACCUGAUAUUGUAAUUCACUGGAAGAAUCAAGAUAACUACUACCUGUACUCAUACUACAAAGAGAGUGACCAGUUGGAAAAGCAAGAUCCCAAAUUCAUAAACAGGACAUCUCUCUUCCAUGGUCAAAUUCACAAUGGGAAUGCCUCCCUAUCUUUCAGAAGAUUAAGCCUUCAGGAUGAAGGAAUUUAUGUAUGCUAUGUGGGGACAUCAUCUAGAAAAAAAAUAAACAAAGUGGUACUAAAAGUGGGAGCUUUUGUCACACCUGUGAUGAAGUAUGAAAAGAAAAACACAAACAGCUUCUUAAUAUGCAAUGUGUUAAGUGUUUAUCCUUAUCCAAUUAUCACAUGGAAAGUGGAUGAUACACCUAUCUCUGAAAACAGUGUGGAAGAAGUUGAAUCUUUAGGUGCCUUUUGUAUUAACAGUGGAGUAAAUAUUACAAGAUCAAAUUCAUCUUAUCAAUGUGCUAUUGAAAAUACAUUGCUGAAACAAACAUGGAGAGGGAAAUGGACAAUGAAAGAUGGCUUUCGUAAAAUGCAAAGUGAAAAUGUUUUACUCUCAUGUGAACCUGAAAACAGUUUUUUCCUUCCAACACAAGACUUUGUAGUCACUUGGUCCAAAGUGGGAAGUGAGACAUCUUCUGUCCUGGCUUACUUUCUGAACUCCUCACAAAAAACAGUUGUCAACGAACCCCGACUUUCAUGGAACAAAGAACUGAUAAACCGGCAUAACUUCUCUUUGACUUUGAAGGAUCUUAGUCUUUCAGACAGUGGGGAAUAUUUGUGCAAUAUUUCUUCCAGCAACUAUACUUUACUGACCAUCCAAACACUGCAUGUAGAAGUAGAUCAAAGAACAGUUGUCAGGAUAAUUCUUCCAAUUUUGGUGGCAGUUUUGGCAGCAACUUUGGUGCUUUCAGUGGUAACUUCAAAGUUAAGAAGAUGCAUCUGUUCCUGCCCAGAAGAGCAUUCUACUAACCAGAGAUCUUGCAAUGCUGGAACUGCUGAAGAAACCAGGGCUCUUUCAGAUCAUCCAGCCAGUAUAAGAAAUGAAGGCAGGAGUUGACAACACAGCACAGAUAUCCUUAAUAUCCAGUGACCUCAUCUCCCCUUUCUUCCCUUCCAUGCCAGCGAUGGCUUGCCAUGACCUAGCUUGUGAUACUGGGAAGAGUAUAUUCUCUAAAGACCUAAGAAUUAUUCACUGACCCCCCUACACACAUCGAGAUUAUGAUCCUGGAUCCCAAGGAUUCCAACUCAGCUGCUAAAAGAACCAUCUCAUUUGUUUACAUCCCUGCUGCAGUCAGCCAGGAGGCUACAGCAAGGUUUUCACUAGGAACUCAGAAGAAAUAUAUCAUUAAGAGAUGAUUCAGAAAUCUACUCAUCAGUGAUGGGUGAGAGGUAGGGCCAGAAAUCACCUUCGUGAAAAGGUGAAAACCAGGGCCUGGAAAACAAGGCAACUGAUUUGCUAAAGUGGUGUACUCUAUUUUUAUAUGAAUGGUUAAUAUCAGUUUAACCAAGAUUUAGAAUGGUGAGUCUUAGGGACCCCAAGAGUAAGGGUAUCAGUAUUGCUAAGACCACCUGGGCAAAGAGCCCUCAAAAUUGACAUCUCUGGGAGUUCCCAUUAUGGUGCAGUGGAAACAAAUCUGACUAGCAUCCAUAAGGAUGCAGGUUCAAUCCCUGGCUUCACUCAGUGGGUUAGCAACCUAACAUUGUCAUGAGCUAUGGUGUAAGUUGCAGACGCAGCUUGGAUUCCUCAUCGCUAUGGCUGUGCUGUAGGCCAGCAGUUAUAGCUCUGAUUUGACUCCUAGCCUGGAAACUUCCAUAUGCCAUGGGUGUGGCCUUAAAAAGCAAAAAAAAAAAAAAAAAAAAAAAAAAGAUGUCUCUGGUUUGGGUUACCUUCCAACACCAGGUUUCCAUGGCCGAGUGACCCUAGUUAUGUAGAUAAUUUGAUUUACUCUUCUGGCUCCAUUUUCAUACAGUUAAUCAGCUUUCUAACAAAUUUAGAUUUUCAUGUAAAUUUUUAUGCAAAGAGAAUUGAUAAUUCAGCUGACUAGAUGAUCUGUUCCCCUUAAUUUUAUCACUGUAUAAGAAAAAGUCUAACCAGGAUUUUUCUGACUUAGUCAAGUUUUUGACCCUAUAAUUUAUAGAAGACCAACCCUUAAUUGUGCAUUAAUGUCCAUCAGCUGGGCUCAUUUCACCUUCUACCUUGCACAUAGUUUUGUUGAGUUCAGUAUUGUUGAGUUCAGUAUUGGCUAUGAUGUUGUGACCAGUGUUUAUCACAAACAAGGGACAUUUGGUGAGGAGAAAGUGCUCAGAACUGCUCUAGCUUUCUGUAAGAGGGUGACACAUUUGAAGACCAAAGCCAACACAUCAAGGAUGAUAGACAAGAAGGAACCUGUGUCCUUUCAGCCCCUGAAUUAAUCUUCGAGUCAGGAGUUCCCACCUGUCUCAGUGGAAAUGAAUCUGACUAGCAUCUAUGAGGACACAGGUUCUAUCCCUGGCCUUGCUCAGUGGAUUAAGGAUCCUGCAUUGCCAUGAGGUAUGGUAUAGGUCCCAGAUGCAGCUCAGAUCUGGCGUGGCUGUGGCGUAGGUCAGCUGCUACACCUCCGAUUCAACCCCUAACCUGGGAACCUCCAUAUGCUUUGGGUGCGGCCCUUAAAAAAAAAAAAUCUGAGUCAGAUUGGAUCAGAGAGGCAGACUGCUAAGGAUGGUAGAAUAAGUAUUUAUUACACAGAUUCAAUGUUAUACAACUGUUGGCAUUGGUGAAGUCUAUGCCAGGCUGACCCCCACUCUGGAUCUGGUGAUGGGCCUGAAGUCACUGUAGGUCAGGAAAGAGAACUGGACAUGGAAUUUAUAAGAACAAACCAAAUCCCUUGCUCUCUCAGAGAACCUCCAAAGUCAGUGCUAUGAGUGACCUGUAAGUAGCUGGCCCCCAUUGCCAUGGGGCCACACAUAUGCCUAACCAGGACUCUGGGAGGCUGGAGGACUCUGAGAGUAGCUAUGGCCUGUCACUGCUAGCUUACCUUUCUAGCCUGGGGUAAAUACUUCACAGUGCUUGGAAUCAUACGUUGACCUUGUGAGCACAAAAAAACAGCUGCUCCUUCGCUUCUGCCUCUCUCUCUGGUGCAAAUUUCUCUUGUGACCAACAUUAAUCCAGAACCACACAGAGAAGGGAAUUCUGGGAAGUGUACCUCCAGUUUAGCCAAAUUGGUACAAUACAGAGACAGCCUACUGAACAUCCGGUGUGGGAAGUUGCUUCAGUAUUGCACCCGCAAAUAGCCUACAUGUGUGCCAGGUAGGAGGGUUUUACCUACAGUUAAAAGUGCCUAACUGUGAGUAUGGAUUGCUAAGCCUGUUAGUGGCUAACUCAUGGAUAUAGAAAUGAGUCAAGCAGAGUUCACUAACUUCAGUAGGGUCCUAGUCUCCAUGGACUGUAACACAGCUCAUGUCUCCCAUAAAUAUUACUCAUUAAGAGGCAAUAUGGACAAAGUAUUUUUUAAUAUCAGAAUUUAAAAGAUGUUUGCAUCUAUUUAAUCUUUCAUGUGAAAUGUUUACUUGCAUCUGAGGAUCAAAAAUAUCCCCAUUAAACUUGGAAGCAAUACUAUUCCCUUUUAUUAGUACAUUUUUCUAAUCUUUUUUAAAUGUUUCAAAAAUGAAUGGAUAUAUCAAAACAAACAGAUGUAUAGAUACAGAGAACACACUAGUGGUUACAGGUAGAGAGAGGGGAAGAAGAUUAAGAGGUACAGACUACUAGGUAAAAAGUAAACAAGACACAAGGAUGUAAUGAACAGCACAAGGAAUAUAACCAAUCUUUUAUAGUAACUUUAAAUGGAGUAUAAUCUACAAAUAUGGAAUCACCACGUUGUAACCCUGAAACUAAUAUAACACUGUAAAUCAACUGUAUUUCCAUAAAGAACAUAAAAUGUAUAUUUCAAAUGCAAGUUAAGUUUCUGACUAUGAAACAGUACCCUCCUUGUACUUCGCCAGCCUCUCUCCUUCAUAAGUGAGGACUGCUCAUUCUUCACGAACCUGAAAAACAGAAUAUCUGUUCUGUGAGGUUCCUGUGACUUUCAUCAGUGGAACACAUACGCCCAGAACCAGGCCCAGUGCUUUCCAGACAAAAGCAGGCCUUAACCAACUCUCCCUUAGCUUCAAAGGGAGGCAGGGAACUGAGGCAAUUAUCUGCCUGAAAGAAAGCAGACACCAGUAACUUCCUGCUCAUCGCUCAAUUUCCUGCCCGCCUGGCUUUGCCAGUGAAGGCAGCGCCCUCUACAGAAGACCCCAUGAAGCAGAGAUGGUAGGUAGCCUCCUCACCAAUUUGCUCCAAGGCCCUGACACAAUUCUAUCAGAAAACCUUUUCCUUUGGUUUAUGACAGUUGGAAGAUUUUCAGGCUUUCCUUUUGCGAAUGGAAAACAAUUAGUCAUUGCACUGCCAAGGACGAUUUUCCUAUUCAUCUCUGGCCUCUUAGAAGCAAUUUCUGCCUCACUCAUUUUAUUCUUUGUUGGAAAUAACUGUGACAAAGUCGAAUGCAUUACAUCUGUUUCAGAGGCCCUUUGACCUCCUGCAGCUGAGUGCAAUUGUAGCAUGUGGAAAGCAUUUCCCUAAACAAAUCCAUUACACAGGGUUGCUGGGCAGCUUCUGCACAGAAGACCCCAAUCAGAUGCCAUAACACUUCUCAAAUUGACGCCAGAGUUCAAACCAUGUAACUGGACCUCUUCACAUAGGCCUUAUCCCUGAGAUAACUUAUUUGCUCAUCAAUAAGAAAUUCUAGAGUAUGUCAAUGAUGCAUAAUUCUCAUAUUUGGAUCCUAAUAUAUUCAAUAUAACCAAUUUUGAGUCUCCGAAAGAGAUCUUUUUUGACCUCUGAUAAGGUAGUAUUUAUUACUGGCCAUCCUGUCUACUUAUCUUGCAAAGUUAUUGGUAGUUCAUUUAUAACAAAUAAGGAAGAAGCCCAAGCAUGUACUACUUUUUAAAAAAUGAAAUGAUGGUACCUAUGCUAAGUGCUCUAUAGGCAUUCUAUAGAGGAUAUCCAAUCUUUAAUUCACUUCUCCUAAAGCCAGAUCACAUUUAAAAACACUGGGAAAAAUCUCAGUGAGGAAACUGAGGCCUCCCUAAUUGCUGUAGUAUGAAAUGUACCCUACCCCCAAAUUCAUAUGGUGAAAUUCUAACCCUCCCAGUGAUGGUAUUAGGGGGUGGGGCUUUGGGGAAGUGAUUAGGUCAUGAGGGUUGAGUCCUCAUAUCUGGGAUUAAUGCCCUUAUGAAAGAAGACUCAGAGAGCUUCUUCCUCCCUUUAUAUCAUGUGAGCUUACAGUGAGAAGAGGGCUGUCUCUAAGGCAGUAGCCCUCAGCAGACACCAAAUCUGCCAACACCAUGACCUUGGAAUUCCCAGCCUCCAGAACUAAGAAAUAUUUGUUUGUAAGCCACCCAGUCUCUGGUACUCUGUAAUGCAGCCUGAACAGACUAAGACACUGACCCUGCCAAGCCUGCAUUUAGUGUUCUCUGUCACUCAGCCCCUUUACCAGGAAAAUUAAGGCUGUGGCUCCUGCUAUUGGAUCAGAACUAAAGUUUCAUGGACCACAGAGAUGUAAACAGUUCCUUUCUCUGUUUUAGGGUGGAAAGGCAAAAAGCAGGACUCUUGCAUGUUCUCCUUCAGGGCAUCAAUUUUAAACCUCCCUCCCCAGGUCUGCAUAUCAAUACAAAAAGCAUAUACUUGUCUACCAUAGAAAGAAUUGUAAUUUCAAGCAGAUCCUUCUGUGCUUUUUUUCAUCAUCUUUGCUCCUGGACUCCUGACAAUUCUACUCACAUGAAUCUAGGCCCUGGAGUUCAGAGCCUGCAAAUUAACCUAGAAUUAAGCAUUUGAGAAGUGUUAAGUACAUCCCACUCACAUUCUUAGCAGCUCACACUUCCUGGACAAAUAGAAUACAGGAAGAUUUUAUCAGAACCUGUUUUGUUUUUCUUUUUACAGCCACACCUGCGGCAUAUGGAAGUUCCCAGCAACAUGGGAUCUGAGUCACAGUUUACAGCAGUGCCCAAUCCAACACACAGAGUGAGGCCAGGAAUCAAACCUGCAUCCUCAUAGAGACCACGUCAGGUCCUUAACCCACUGAGCCACAAUGGGAACUCCUACCAGAAUCUGUUUUUUUUUUUUAAUGUAGUUUUUAAAAAGCCUUUAAAGAAAGCAUUAAGAAAUUUCUACAUGAUGACAUGAGCCUGAAACAAAUGCUUUAAGAAUCAGAGCAGAGUUGAAUAUCUGACAUACCUUUCUCCCAAACUCUUUUGCUUUAAUCUUGAGUUUGUGAACUUGAGACUCAGCUAUCUCUGCCCUUUCCUUAGCUUCAUUCAACUCAUGUUGUAGCUUCUUAUACUUGGAAAGGUAUUGAUUGGCUUCUGCUUCCUAUAAAAAUAAAAAAUGAAAAAUACAGAAGUCCCUAAA